AGGACAGAGCCACAGGGACCUGCUGUUGAAUUUAGGCCUACCACAUCAUCAGCCUACAGUUGAAAACUCCAUCCGGACUUCAAGAGUGGAGCACGGUGUCGAGGGCCCGGCCCUCAGUGUUCACAUUGUACAUGUUGGAUGUUGUGUGUGUUUUUGGCUCUCUGUCAGAAAAGUGGAUUUUGAGUGACAGAUUGGAAUGGAUCCCACUGAGCGGAGGGCAGAAAGGAGGGAACAGAGGAGUGAGAGCGCGAACGAGGGACAGAGACGGAACGAAGGACGAAUUGGUAGAAGUGAAGUCGGACAACGAGCUGGAGGCUGACAAAAGGAGGAAAGAGAGAGAGAGAGAGUCAGGAAGAGAGAGACAAAGAGAGAGAGGGAGGGAGGAGAGACAGAGGAGCCAGCCCUCUAGCUGUGACAGUUUGUGUGUUAGGGGGGUUGACAGACACAGUGGCUUUGUGUCCUGCUGAACACCGCUGGACAGGACACUGCUGUGCUGAGAGAGCAGAGGCACUGUCAGUUAGUCUGUCAGUCGCUUUGUCAGUCAGUCAGUCAGUCAGUCAGUCAGUCAGUCAGUCAGUCAGUCAGACCGUCUGUCUGUCUGUCUGUCUGUCUGUCUGUAGGGAAACCAGACCUCUCUGCUACCACACACUCCGGCGUACAUCUGCUUUCCAGGACUUCUUUGAUAUCUUCUCAGGGCACAGGACGCCCCACCACGGCCCCUGCCAGCGUGUGUGUGAGUGUGUGUGCCUUGGAAAGCUCCUUUACGUCCUUGGAGGUCAGGAGUUUGAGACUGGGAUAUGGGACUAAAAGCAGGUAUCUUUGGAGACGUGCCAGCAUCGGGAUGAGAGGAACACAGAGGAGAACAGGGGACUAGACUGAACUGGUUGGAACUAUUGGUUGAUUUUUUUCUUCAGGGAUGAUCUUGGCCCAUCUGAAGAGCUACUCAGCCCUCUUGAUUUCUGCUUUUACUGCUUGUUUUAUCUCCAUGGAUUGGUGCUGACAGUAGGACUUGGCCAAAGAGGAUGCAUGUGUUACUCUGACACCUGCGUCGUGUACUUGUAAAAUAGCGUGUUUGUGCGAUAGUGUCAAGACUUUGCCCCCUCGUGUGUGUGUGGCCCAUGUUGGCAUCAGGUCGGCCCGUGUCGGGUAAUCUCUGCGCCCCAAUGCCCGCGGCUAUGCCCCCCUACCCUACUCUUCCAGCUGAGUCAGAGUGGUGCUUCCAGAAUCCCGUAGGGGUGGACUGUAGUGCCGCCGAGCCUCGCUGCAUCUGGUUGGCAGUGCUGCGUGGUGCCCCCUUGCCCUCACCUUCGCCCCCCACCAUGAGGCCAGUCCUGGUCGGCAAUGGGCACGGCUGCACCAGCAGGGCCCUGCAACGUUCUCACCAGCCCAGGGCAAAGGGGUGGAGAGAUGGGCUCUCCUCGGCAGGCGACAACCCUCGGCCUGCGAUGGGGGCGCGAGGAGAGGGCGUCGGCGUUGGCUGGCAAGGCCCCCGGACGCUACUACUCCAGAAGAACUCACAGGGCUUCGGCUUCACGCUGCGCCACUUCAUCGUCUACCCACCAGAGUCUGCCCUGCACACCAGCCUCAAGGACGAGGAGAACGGGAAUGGGAAGGGGAGAAGUAGAUUGGAGCCAAUGGACACCAUAUUUGUCAAGAAUGUGAGAGAGCGAGGUCCCGCUCACCAGGGUGGCUUGUGUACAGGGGAUCGGCUGGUGAAGGUGAAUGGAGAGAGUGUCCUGGGGAAAACUUACUCCCAGGUGAUCGCCCUCAUACAGAACAGUGAGAGUGUGUUGGAGCUCUCUAUAAUGCCAAAAGAUGAAGACGUGCUGCAGCUGGUAAGUGCAUACUCCCAGGAUGCCUACCUGAGGGGCAACGAGCCUUACACAGGGGGAGCCCGGAACCUUCCGGUACCCCCGCCCCUCUGCUACGCUCCCCGCACCAAGUCCCAGCCUCCCGCCGGGGCCCCGGCCCCCAUGGGCCAGAACCAGCUGGACAACUGGAGCCGCUGGGCAGGCUCCGCCAGCCCCUUGUCCCCCCUGGACAACCGCUCCACCGUGGGCAGCCCGGCCAGCUGGCAGGAGGGACUGGGCGGAGAGCCGGGGGGCGUGUGCCACAGUAGCCCCCCCUACAGGACAGAGGAGAUCCAGUACGGUGUGACCGGGCAGCAGCCUACAGGACAGACCAGGGGCCGCUCCUACUCCUCAUCUUCUUCUUCAGGAGGGCCCCUCAGCAGCCCUCUGCAUGUCCAUUAUGUCAACCACAAUGCUGCUAGCACUGCCACCACCGCCUCCUCUCAGCCCCAGAAAGGCAGCCAGGCCUGGGCCAGCCCUCCCCAGCCGAGCCCCAGCCGCAGCCAGCAUUGCCAACAGGCCCUGUCUGAGUGGUACUACAGCCAAGCUGCUGAGCAGCGUCAGGGCCGCAGUGGCAGCAUGCACCAACGCCACCGCAGCUACUCUCAGGACAGGCUGUGUGAGACAGGCCCUGGGUGCCACCGCCGGGGUCCGGGCGGCUGGCCCCACAGUGCCUCCCAGGAUACCCUGAUGCUACUGCAGCAGUCGGGCCCCGGCCCCCACGGGGACCCUUCUUGGACCUACGGAGACUGGGAGGGGGCCCGGGACCAGAGUCACCCCUCCUCCUACGGCAGCAGAGCCCGAUCGGAGAACCUGCUGGUACAGUACGACCGCUAUGGCCGUUCGCUGGAGAUGUUGGAGUCGCCCCGUUCCGAGAGGCCCGCCUGGCUGCAGCAGGCCUCACAGCAAGCACCCAGGACUGAGGCCUACCAGAGGCAGGGGAACCAUUACGGUGUCGCACCGGCCCCCUCUAUGGGCCGACAAGCACAGCCGCACCACAAAACCACCCCCCAACCCCACUCACAGUCUCACCCACUGCCCCAGCCCCAACAACCAGCCCCCCAGAGCAGACGUCUGCCCACCGGACAGAGCCUGGAUGACCAGCCAGUAGGUUACCGCAGCUACAGCCCCUCCUUCAACCGCAAGACAGGCCGCAUCAUGCAGCAACCCUCCUUCAGGGACCCCUCCUACCUUGGCCCCCACCUCAGCUGGGCCCCCACCCCCAAAACCAGCCCCCCAGAGGGUGUUGUCCCCUCAGUUCCAUCACCCCUGGCCUCCGCCACCCCCGAGCCCCUUGACAGGGCCUACCGCCCCACUAACCAUGAGAGAGGGGCAGUGGAAGGCCAGGCGGAGGUGCUAGCUCAGACCCAGGAAGUCAAACUGAGACAGAAACCCCCACGGGACGAAGGAGCACCCACGCCAUGCGCCACCCCCACACUACACCCUGCCUGUAGAUGGCACAGAACCCCCUGUGUUCCCCCUGACCCCCACGACACUGCCCCUGCCCCUCGCCCCUCAGGAGAUGGUGCCCCGCACCGUACCAAUGGCAACCUGGCCCCCCUGUCUGUAGAGGAUGACGCAAUGGCCUCCAUUCCCUUUAUAGAUGAGCCGACGAGCCCCAGCGCUGACCUCCGUGCCCGCCACGUACCCGCCUCCUCCGUGGUGUCCAGCGGCAUGAGCUCAGCGCCCGCCAUCGUCACCAGCCCCGCCUCCCCCACCUUCACCUUCCCCCUAACCAGGCUCUUCUCACACGACUGCAGCAGUAUUAAAUCCAGUCGCCGUUCCUCCUAUCUUCUAGCCAUCACCACGGAACGCUCCAAGUCAUGUGACGAGGGACUCAACACCUUCAGGGGAGAGGAGGGCCGCGUCUUCUCGAGGCUGCCAAAGAGAGUGAAGAGUUUCUUCACUGAUGGGUCUCUGGACAGUCUGGGGGCAGCGGAGGAGGUGCGCUCCAAACGCCACUCCACCUCAGAGCUGGGCAGCAUCAGCUACAGUGACAUAUGGAGAGAGGGAUGGCUGCACUACAAACAGAUCCUCACGGAGAAGGGCAAGAAGGUGGGCAGCGGCAUGCGUCCGUGGAGGCGGGUCUUCUCGGUGUUGCGCUCCCACUCGCUCUUCCUCUACAAGGACAAGCGGGAGGCGGUCCUGCGGGGCGCCACUCUGGGAGGCGAUGCCGACGAGGAGCAGCCAAUCAGCAUCCGGGGCUGCCUGGUGGACAUAGCGUACAGCGAGACCAAGCGCAAGCACGCACUGCGUCUGACCACUCAGGACUUUUGUGAGUACCUGCUGCAGGCCGAGGACAGAGAGGACAUGCUGGACUGGAUCAAGGUCAUCAGUGAGAACAGCAAGACGGACAAUGAGGAGCUGGGAUUCUCAAGACAGGCUCUGAUCAGUAAGAAGCUCAAUGACUACAGGAAACAGAGUCCAACAGGCAACAAGCCGGACUCCUCGCCCAGGGUGUCCCGUGCCAAGCCGUCCUUCCUGCUGGCCAAGAUGGAGAACGCUGCCGGGGCGCCGCGCUCACCCAAACCUGAGGGCAAAGAUGAGAGCAGCCCCCCUAAGUCACCAUGGGGGAUCAACAUCAUGAAGAAGUCCAAGAAGUCAGCGCCCAAGGCUUUUGGAGUGCGGCUCGAAGACUGCCAGCCAGCCGCCAACAACAAGUUCAUACCUAUGAUCGUGGAGAUCUGCUGUGGGCUGGUGGAGGAGAUGGGUCUGGAGUACACCGGCAUCUACAGGGUCCCAGGGAACAACGCAGUGGUGUCCAGCCUUCAGGACCAGCUCAACAAGGGGUCGGACAUCAACCCUGCAGAGGAGAAAUGGCAGGACCUGAACGUGAUCAGCAGCUUGCUCAAGUCUUUCUUCAGGAAACUUCCGGAGCCCCUCUUCACUGACGAUAAGUACAAUGACUUCAUCGACGCUAACCGGAUGGAGGAUGCCGGGGACCGGCUAAAGACUAUGAAAAAACUGAUCCGUGACUUACCGGACCAUUACUACCACACUCUCAAGUUCCUGGUUGGCCAUCUGAAGACGGUAGCCGACCACUGUGAGAAAAACAAGAUGGAACCUCGUAACUUGGCCCUGGUGUUCGGGCCCACGCUGGUGCGGACGUCUGAAGACAACAUGACAGACAUGGUGACUCACAUGCCUGACCGCUACAAGAUAGUCGAGACGCUCAUCCAACACUAUCUCUGGUUUUUCAGUGAGGACCUGGACAAGGAUGAGAAGACUCCAGUAGACACGAAGGACCUGGUGCCUGCCCCCAAUAUCGACCACUUGCUCUCCAACAUUGGCAAGACCGCUCUGCUAGGGGAGGCGUCAGACUCAACCAACAGUGACUCAGCUAAAUCUAAGGGGUCGUGGGGGUCAAAGCGAGACCUCACUGCCAAGGACUUUCUGACCCUGUCCAUCAUGUCCGCCGUCACCGGACGCAAGCGCAGGAAUCGCCACAACGGCCGCCUCGUGGGCAGCAGCACAGACGACGACUCGGAGCACGAGCCAAUCAAAGCCAGCCACCUGGGGGUGGAGGAGGGAGAAGAGGCGGGGUUGGUGGUGGCAGGAGCAGACACCGCCCCACGAGCAGAGGGAGAGGAGGAGGAGGAAGAUGAUGAGGAGGAGGAAGAAGAAGAAGAGUCUGUAGUAGAGAGAGUGAGAGUGCAGGUGGAGGUAAAGGAGGGGGUAGUUCCCAGCAUGCCGUUCGGUGGUGAGAAAGAGAAAGCAGGGCAGACGGUGAUGCUCCUCCCUGAGGAAGAGGCGGUGACGUCGGAGGUGAAGGGCAGGGCGUGGCGGGGGCCAGAGGACGCUCGUUCUAUCGUCUCCGGUUACUCCACCCUCUCCACACUGGGGCGGAGCCUGGCAUCUGAGGGACGGUGCGAUGAAGCUGACGACGAGCGCAGCGAGCUGGUGAGCGAGACGGACAAUGAGAGCGGAUUCGCCUCGCGCUCCCUUACCCAGGAGAGACCUGAGAAACACCCCCCUGCAUCCAUUACACCCACACUCACACCCCCUAUGCCCACACAGCCCCCCAUACAACCCCCCACAGCAGGACAACGAAGCUUCCUCUACACACACUACAAACCCCACCCUGUCUCCGCCACACCCCAGCACACCACCCCCACCCCCUCCACACACACUCAGGAUCCUGGGGAGAGGAGCGAGGGUGGGGCGCGAUCCACCACCCCCUCCUCCUCCUCCUUCUCGUCGUCCUCCACCACCCACAGACUGCACACCCGGCCCUCCUUCAACUCCCACAAGCUGAUCCAAUGUGACACGCUGGCCAGGAAGAAGCUAAAGGACAGAGGGAAGACCAAGGCUCGUUCUCUGGACCUGCUGGACCUCCCUGGGCCUUCAGGAGAGGAGGAGGGAGCUGGGGCACCAGGGGCCCAGAGGGACCGAUCCAGGACCAACCCUUCCACAGGGAGCAGCCAGGAGAGCCUACGUCCACCCCGGCCCAAAGAAGCCCUGCCACCCAGCGAGGCUGCCUCUUUCACCCCCAGCGGGACAGGGCAGGGUCAAGGGCGAGGGUCUCUGGCUGACCAGGUGCGUGCGCGCCUGCUGGGCUCGGCUGAUGACCUGCGUAUCGUGGGGCUGAGGAAGCCACUCUCCCCGGAGACAAGGAGGAAGAGACGGGCCUGGAGAAGACACACUGUGGUGGUCUCACCUACCGAGACCGGCGACAAGAGGCCUGCGCUAGCCACCAACAUGUUCCCCAUGUCGCCGGCCACUUCCAAACCACAGGAGUCACCCCUCGACCCCCAGGAGCUUGACCCAAGACAUCCUCUUCCCCUGGGCCAGAAUCCCGCCGCCACACGCCGAGCACCAGCCUCCAGGUUCCAUCAGUACCUGUAACUAUGGACAGAGACUGAUAGGCCUGUAAAUUACAAGGCCUCUGGCCUCCCUCUCAAAGUCUCCCUCCCCUGAGCUGCUGAGCCAGGGUCUACUGUCUCAGAGGGUCAGAUAGUGCUGACCGACCCCAGGUCAGUUGCAUGACGGCAGUGAGUAGUGGACAGCAGAGCCACAGACAGACACAAGGGAUCUUAUGACAGGUCUGAUAACAGUUUUCGGCCUCCAGUCUACUCACGCUCCCUUUUCAUUUGUUUCAGCUCCGUUUGCAUGGCAAAGGGAAUUCCAGUAUUUGCCAAAGCUUUUUUUGUGUGGUUUAAAUAAAAAAUAAAAUAAUGCUAAACUGCAAUGGGACAUUAGACAGACAGACAGACAGACAGACAGACAGACAGACAGACAGACAGACAGACAGACAGACAGACAGACAGACA
Messenger RNA from Oncorhynchus gorbuscha (pink salmon), 7120 nucleotides. Its product is annotated as rho GTPase-activating protein 23-like. Gene Ontology annotation, biological process: signal transduction. Gene Ontology annotation, molecular function: protein binding. The record is from RefSeq and is a predicted model, not a curated record. The transcript has 24 exons. Lineage: Eukaryota; Metazoa; Chordata; Actinopteri; Salmoniformes; Salmonidae. Bases 1119 to 6695 code for a protein of 1858 amino acids.